AUGAUUCAUUUCGUACUAAUCCUAAUCCAACUAGCACUAGUGACUGCUCGGCCGGAUCAGACCAAUUUCGAACCGUGUCCAGGAAAUUACGACAAGGGCCUUUGCAACAGGAACAUUUUCAAAUGGGCCUUUGACCACGAAAGAAAACAAUGUAUCACAUUUAUAUGGGGCGGCUGCGGCGGUAACGACCGAAAUCGAUUUGAUAGCGAAAAACAGUGCAUAGAAAAGUGUUUUGUAAAUUUAGAUAAAAAUAAUGAUACUUUAGCUCAAAAUGAUAGCAGUGUGAUACCAAAGGAGAAAAGAGGUCCUAAGUUGACGUUCCAGGAAACUGGUACCGAGAAUAUAUUUAUGUUUGCCCAAUCGAAUACUUUUAUACAAAUUGAUGGGGAUAUUAUUCAAACUUUUCAACUAAGAUUGUGUCGUCAAAUAUCCUUCCAAUUCCGUACAAGAUUACCUCACGGACUCUUAGUGUACCACAACGUAAAAGUACCAAAAGGUGUAUCGCUUCAACCGUACGCCUUGUAUAUAAUUGUGCAACAAGGUCAACUUAAAGUGGUGCACGUUUAUGGAAAACAUUCAACAGCUCUAACAGUGGGAAGAGGAUUGAAUAAUGACGAAUGGCACACUGUUACAGUCAGAAUUGAUGUACAUGCGGCUAAAUUGUUAGCAAUAGUGGACGAGCUAAGGGAUGAAACUGAUCUUAAAGGACUCGAUACUGAAAAUAAUUACGGGGUUACUGCUAAUGUUACUUCGGUGAUUUUGAUUGGAGGUUUAAGCUCAGAAGAAAGACUCCACGGUGUUAAAUACAUAAUAGAAUCCUUCGUAGGAUGUAUAAAGGAUGUUGUUUUAAGCACAGGCAAAUCUGCCUCUGACUUAUUGCAAAUAUCACCGUUAAUAGCUACAAAACACGAAAAUGUACAGGAGGGCUGCAAGAAUAAAUGUAUGACUUCUGAGAAUUUGUGUUUUAGAGGCUCUAGAUGUGUUAAUCAUUAUUAUACGAGAACUUGCGACUGCUUUGGAACAAAAUAUGAAGGAGAAUUUUGUGAUAUUUAUACUGCAACUGUUCUCACUUUACGCGGCUCAUCAUACGUUUCAUAUAGAGUCUACGAUUGGAAAGACAGAGUCCAUUCAUCGAUAACAAGGUUUUCGAUGAUGUUUAAAACACGUUUUGAUGAUUCUGCUCUUUUAUAUGCAGCUGGAGGUGAUCACGGUAUAGAUCACUACAUAGCAGCUUCAAUUUUCAACAACACAGUCUACGUAGUGAUGGAUUUUGGUGAAACCAAUCCAGUAACGGUGAUUUUAGGCCAAACUCCCGACUUUAAGUUACACGAAUGGAACAACUUUACCAUAUUCCAUGAGCACGAAAAAAUCCAUCUGAUUCUAAACGACGAAAUCAAGUCCAUCAAUAUAACUGGCAAGCCUUUGUUGUACAUAGAUCCUGAAAUUUACAUCGGUGGCGGUCCGGAAUUGCAAAAGAAAACUGGCCUCAAAUCCACUAAUAAUUUCGUUGGCUCGUUGAAGUACGUGUUUUACAAUGACAUUUCGAUUAUGUAUGAGCUUAACAAAAACAAUCCGAAAGUGCACUAUAUUGGAAUUUUAAGGCCUGAGUUUUACGAGAGCGACGUCAAAAUUAUUCCAAUUACUUUCCCAUUUUCGGCUAGUCAUAUUUGGUGGCAUAAUGAUCAUGUUGAUACAUUGAGUCUUAGUUUUCACUUCAAGGCCAGCAGUAAUUUAAGUGUCAUAGCUUCAAGUGAAGCCCAAACAGGGCUGUAUUGGGAAGUUCGUGUAGUAAACGAUGAAGUACGUUUCGAGCUUCUAGACAGCGUCAAGAAUGCUACGCAUUUGAUAAGCGUUAAGAAAACUCCUGGUCAAUGGCAUUUUCUUAAUGUGACUUAUGCGCAAGGAGAAAUUUCCGUUAGUAUUGAUAAGAAAGGGAAAACGGAGAAAAUUUCUGAUUUGAAAUUUGCCAUUGGAGAUAAAAUCAAAAUUGCUGCAGGAUCUAGAAGCAAUGCAGGACUAGUGGGAUGCAUGAGAGACAUACAAGUCAAUGGAGUGUGUGUGGAACCAAGAAGCAUUUUGCAAACUGAAAGAGUAGUCGGUGAAGUUACUUUGGAUGAUUGCAGAUUUGUAGACGCUUGUCAAAGACCCAACACCUGUGAGCAUGGAGGCAAAUGCUCAGUCAAAGAAAACCGUUUAACUUGUGACUGCACCAACACAGGUUAUAUCGGUACCAAUUGCCAUUUUGCCCUUUACAGGAAAACUUGUGAAGAAUUGGCCCUAUUAGGUUACACCAAGCCUGAUGUGUAUCUCAUCGAUAUUGAUGGAAAUGGACGAUUUCCUCCAGCACAUGUAAGAUGCGAAUUUCAAAGUAUCGAAGAAUCUACAAAGACAAUUGUCGAACAUAAUUUGCCUAGUCAAAUUGAUGUACGAUCACCAUCAGAACAAGAUUUUAGUUUCAGCAUAAAAUAUCGCGAAUUCAAUGCUGAAAUGCUCCAAGAAUUAGUCUCCCACUCGCUAAACUGCAGCCAAUAUAUAAAAUAUGAUUGUUUCAAAGCACCCUUGGAACUUCAUUCAUCUACAUGGUUCAUAUCUUCUGCCAAUCAGACUGUGGACUUUAUCGGAGACGUCAAAAGAGGCACUUGUCCAUGUUCCAUUGGUCGCACAUGUGAAAAUCCAACCCAGUGGUGUAACUGUGACGAUGUGUCUGAUGACAAAUGGGAUACUGAUGAUGGAUAUUAUACAACAGGAGCUAGCUUGGGAGUAACUGAGAUGUACUUUUUACAACAAUCAGAUUUACCUGAAGAUGCUCUUGGCAGAAUUACCUUAGGACCUUUGGAAUGUGUCGAAACAAAUACUCAAAGAUAUGUAGUAACAUUCACUACUAGUCAGUCCUACAUAGAAGUCCCUGGUUGGAGAAAAGGUGAUUUGGCCUUCUCAUUUAGAACAACAGGCAAAAAAGCAAUUUUACUUUACCAACCACCGAUUAGACCUAACUAUCCUAGUUUUAUGAUUGCUUUGACAAGCGAUUUUCAGCUCACCUUCAAUUUUACUUUGAACACUGGAGUUUCAAAAGAAUUAGUAAUCGAUUCUGGCAGACGGUUAAAUGGAGGCGAAUGGCACAAAUUGUGGAUUGAUUACAAUAAGUAUCAUGUUAGGUUUAUGAUAAAUGAAGACUAUCAAAUGGUCGACUUGAAACCCGAGGAAGAAUUUGGACCUUUCGAAGGCUCGAUGUUUAUUGGGGGUGCACCAUAUGAUCUCCUAGAUUCAAGAUCAUCCGUACACCAAGGUUUGAUCGGCUGUUUCCGUGGUUUGGUAGUUAAUGAUGAAAUUCUCGACAUUUAUAGCUACAUGAGCGUUCAUUUGAGUGAAAUCAUCAAAGAUUGCAAACCGUCUUGUGUACCCAAUCCUUGUAAAAAUGGUGCUCAAUGCAAAGAGCUGUGGAGCACUUUUGAGUGCAUUUGUCCAAAUCCGUGGGCUUACAAAGGACAGUUUUGUGAAACGAAUAUCAAUACUAAUGCAAUCACUUUUACGCAAAGCGAAUCGUAUAUUCAUAGGAAUUAUUUCACCAAUGACACUGAAGAGGAAAAGCAUAUAUUGAGUGAAAUAUUUAAAAAACGAAUUUUGGUUAAUUUGAGAACUUACGAUAAUAAUUCUUUGAUAUUUUAUGCAAAUGAUCAUCUAAAUAAUUUUGUGCAUUUACAUAUAAUCGAAGGAACCAAAGUAGAAUAUUUAUUCAACCACGAAAAUCAAAUUCUCAACAUUACAGUACCCUAUGUAGAUCUAAAUACAAGCAAAUCAGUCCAAAUUGCCAUAAUACGUCAAGAAAAUCUUACUACAGUUUUUGUAAAUGACCAAAACAGUUCAGUUCCUUUUGGUGUGAAAUUGUUGGAAACUUAUUCAAACAGACCAUGGAUAAAUCCUGAUAAAGAGGUUUUGGCCCCUCAACGUCCUCCUGCUCCUCCUACCGAGUAUUUUCAGCUCAAUAUUGGCGGUUAUGAUCCUGAAACUUUGCUCAAAGUAUCUGAUCAGUUGCUAGUAUUACCAGGUUACAUUGGAUGCUUUAGAGGUUUCCAAAUUAAUGAAACUUUAAUCGAUUUGCCUUCGAAAAUUACCAAUAGCACUAAAGGUGUUUUAGCUCACUGCAAUAUGAAAUGCGACGUGGAACCAUGUCAGAAUGGCGGUACUUGCAUUGAAGAUUUUAGAAAACAAGAACAUACGUGCAACUGUGAACAUACAAGUUACUAUGGGGAAUUUUGUAAUGAGGAAAAAGGUGCUGAUUUCAAUGGAGAAGCCAUCCUAAGUAGAGUUUUUGUAUUAAAUGGCACAGUGGACCAUGUAAAAAUCCAAUUAGCUUUUUCAAGUUUGGAUGUCAGGCAAAAGAAUACUGUUCUUAUGUUGCUUCAAACUGAAAACAAUCGCAGCUAUUAUCUACUAGUAGGCCUGAGCCUCGAAGGCUUCCUAAUAGUCCAAGAAGACCGCGAAGGAGAAGUUUUCUCAGCUACAGUCAAUAAAAAAACCUUCAUCAACGGCGCAAGACAUUCGAUUUACUACAAGAGAGACUUUAACGAAUCGGAACUUUACGUGGACAAAGAACUAACGGAAAUGGGACAAAUUCCAGCGCAAACGUUUACGAACAUUCCAGAUUUGGGGGCUAACGAGGUGCAAAUCGGCGGCCAGGAAACUAACGAUCCGAGAUUUGCGAUUUAUAAAAAGUUCAGUGGGUGCUUGUCAAAUAUUUUCAUUGAAGUUAACGAACACGUAAUGAAACCCCUGGAAGAGUACAUGCUGUUCACUAAAGCAGGCUCGGAAAAAGUGAACGUAUCCAACUCUCACGGGGUCAGAAGUGCUCAGUGUAGUGCCGAUUUUGACGUGGUUCACGAAAAAGCACCUGGAACUCCCAAUUUGAACAUCAGUCAGGGCAAAGAUAAAACCUGGGUCCAAGAUGCUCCUCAACGCAUUCUCUACACUUCCUUCUAUGCUACUGAUUCGGUUGAAGAAGAUAAUGUAGAGCAAAUAAUAGUUAUAGUACUGGCGUCGUUUUUUGUUUUGGUACUCAUAUGUGUCAGCUAUGAUAUCUACAGGACCAAUAAAAAGUAUAAACAAAAAAAAGAGUAUGAAACUGAUGCUAGUAUUUUGUUAUCAAAACAACAGGCCGCUAUAAUGCUUCAAGAAAAUAACAAACAUUCAACAGAUAAUGAAUCUACAAAGGCCUUGUUAAAUGGAAAAUUACUCUCAGAAAAAGUAAUAAAUGGCAAUGCCACUAAUGGUACCACCAAAAAAGUAGAAGAUGAUAAUAUUCCUCUUCCAGAAGAAGUACCUUUGAAGCCUUUAAAAAGGGCUGAUAGCAGACGGGAUAGACAAAAAAGGAUAAGCUUUAGAGAUAGCGCUAGUGAGCUUAGUUGGGAAACACCCGAAGAAUCGUCCGAAAUCCUCAGUCCGAUGCUGGAAGAGGAAGAAGAAAACUCUGCAGAAGAAGACAAUGAAGAAGAUGAUGACCUGGACGCUGCAAAUAUUGUAAGUAGAACCGGUAGUCUACUAGGCAUGGCACCAUUAAGUACGAUAAGUGAAGUUUCGCUGGCUGAAACGCAAUCUAUGCUGAUAUUAAAUAACGAAGAUACUGAUACCAUGCCAGAAAAUCACCAAUCACAAGAAGAUUCACAGCAUAAAACCGAUCCAGAAGAUUCUGGUCAACGGAUACCCAGGAUUUAUAUACCAUCGAAAAUAAUUACGAAUACCAGGCCCAUUUUGGUAGGCGAUCAUAAAAGGAAAUUCGACAAUCCUAUAAGCUAUUUGGGCGGUCCAAAGCUGCCUGCAAAAAAUAGAUCGAGCGUUGAAAGUGUUUUGUCUAUAGAUUAA
This is a messenger RNA of Ceutorhynchus assimilis (cabbage seed weevil), 5856 nucleotides long. The record is from the annotation of a GenBank genome assembly. Lineage: Eukaryota; Metazoa; Arthropoda; Insecta; Coleoptera; Curculionidae.